Molecule: messenger RNA, 672 nt
Organism: Dictyostelium discoideum AX4
Lineage: Eukaryota; Evosea; Eumycetozoa; Dictyosteliales; Dictyosteliaceae
Gene: mrt4
Product: ribosomal protein L10 family protein
Exons: 2
Coding region: 1-672 (223 amino acids)
Biological process (GO): ribosomal large subunit assembly; ribosomal large subunit biogenesis
Cellular component (GO): cytoplasm; nucleolus; preribosome
Source: RefSeq, a predicted model, not a curated record
AUGGUAAAAUCAAAGAGAAAUGUUGUCGUUAAUAUGACUAAAGUUACAAAGAAUCCAGGUGAAAAGAAAAAGAAGUUAGUCAGCACCAUCAAAGAUAUCGUUGAUCAAUAUAAAUUUAUUUAUUUGUUUACGUUUGAAAAUAUGAGAAAUAAUAAAUUAAAAUCAGUUAGAACAGAAUGGUCAACAAGUAAAUUCCUUUUUGGUAAAAAUAAAGUUUUAUCCGUUGGUUUAGGUAAAAGUGAAGAAGAUGAAUUAAAACCAAAUUUACAUAAACUUACUGAACAUCUUGAAGGUGAAUGUGGUUUAUUCUUUACAAAUGAACCAAAAGAUAAAGUAUUUGAAUAUUUUACAAAUUAUUCAGAAAAAGAUUUCCCAAGAUCAGGUUUUGUUUCAGAAGAAACCAUCACAAUUAAAGAAGGUCCAAUCGUUGGUAUGACUCAUUCAAUGGAAACUUAUUUAAGAGGUUUAGGUUUACCAACAACUUUAAAGAAUGGUGUUAUUUUUGUUGAUAGAGAAUAUACUUUAUGUGAAGCCGGUGUUGCUGUCACACCAGAACAAUCUCAACUUUUAAAACUUUUCAAUCAUGAAAUUUCCGAAUUUAAAUUCCACAUUAAAGGUUUUUGGAAUGAAGAUGAAUUCACUUUAUGUGAAGAAGAAUCUCAAGAAGAAUAA